Molecule: messenger RNA, 2885 nt
Organism: Oryza brachyantha (malo sina)
Lineage: Eukaryota; Viridiplantae; Streptophyta; Magnoliopsida; Poales; Poaceae
Product: calcium/calmodulin-dependent serine/threonine-protein kinase 1-like
Exons: 11
Coding region: 674-2455 (593 amino acids)
Biological process (GO): peptidyl-serine phosphorylation; protein autophosphorylation; intracellular signal transduction
Cellular component (GO): nucleus; cytoplasm
Molecular function (GO): calcium-dependent protein serine/threonine kinase activity; calcium/calmodulin-dependent protein kinase activity; calcium ion binding
Source: RefSeq, a predicted model, not a curated record
CCCUAACCCCACUUCACCAAAGCACAAGCACACAGAGAAGGAAGGGCUAGAAAAGAGAAAGGCAAUAGGACCAAAAGAAAAGAGCUUGGAAAAAGAAAAGAGCUCAAAAGAAAGGAAGAGAGAAAGCAACCAGGCAGGCAGAGGCAGAGGCAGUCUUCCUCCUCCUCUCUCUUUUCUCUCUCUCUCCCAAUUCACACAAGAUUCACUCACCAGCUGUGCCACCAUUCCCAUCUGAUCCAAGCCUUUCACCCAAAGCUUCCACCUUUUCCAAUUGCUUGGCCACUUCAAGAAUCAAGGAAUAUGUUCUUGCUCUUGGGGUUCUGAUCCAUCCAUUCACACAUUCAUCCAGGCUUCUCUCUCUUUCUGUGGCAUUUUGCUCUGCCUGGCUGGCUCUGUGUGUGUGCGUGUGUGUUUUGCAUGGUCAGUUAGUUGGUCACUCCAAGAAAAGAAUUUUGGCUUGGUUUUCCUCUGUUCCCGGGAUCCAAAUUUCGGGCAAGUUCUUCGUUUGAAGAAUUUUGGCGAGCCAUGCUAGCAAUUCAGGAUGGUUUCUCGGGGUUUUUACAAGGCGUGAUGAUUCUUUGACCCACCGUUGCUUCGGUUUUUUUCAAGGGGAGAAUUCAGCGAUUUCGCAAAUUUGGUUUGAUUCGAGGUCGUCGUGUUCUUGAUCCGGCCCAUGGGUCUCUGUCAUGGCAAGCCGAGGCAAAUCCCGGAGCCCGAGGCGGAGGAGGAGGCCCGGGUAGCCGUCGGGGAUGCCGCCGGCGGCCGGAACGGCGCCUCCUCGCCGGCUCCGGCGGCGGCGGCGGCGAAGCCCGGCACGCCGAAGCAGCCCAAGUUCCCGUUCUACCUGCCGAGCCCGCUCCCGCCGUCGAGCUACAAGAGCUCGCCGGCGAACUCGAGCGUGGCGUCGACGCCGGCGCGCGGCGGGUUCAAGCGGCCGUUCCCGCCGCCGUCGCCGGCGAAGCACAUCCGCGCGCUCCUGGCGCGGCGGCACGGCUCGGUGAAGCCCAACGAGGCGUCCAUCCCGGAGGGCGGCGAGCCGGAGCUCGGCCUGGACAAGAGCUUCGGCUUCUCCAAGCACUUCUUCGCCAAGUACGAGCUCGGCGACGAGGUCGGCCGCGGCCACUUCGGCUAUACCUGCUCCGCCAAGGCCAAGAAGGGCGAGCACAAGGGCCAGGACGUCGCCGUCAAGGUCAUCCCCAAAGCCAAGAUGACGACUGCUAUUGCCAUUGAAGAUGUCAGAAGAGAAGUCAGAAUAUUGAGUUCGCUGACAGGACACAGUAACCUAGUGCAGUUCUAUGACGCUUUUGAGGAUGAAGAUAAUGUUUAUAUAGUUAUGGAGCUAUGUAAAGGAGGUGAACUACUGGAUAGGAUUUUGGCAAGAGGUGGAAAGUAUUCUGAGGAAGAUGCAAAGGUUGUUAUGGUGCAAAUUUUGAGUGUUGUGUCAUUUUGCCAUCUCCAAGGUGUUGUUCAUCGUGAUCUGAAACCAGAGAAUUUUCUUUUCACCUCAAAGGAUGAAAACUCUGCCUUGAAGGUCAUAGACUUUGGCUUGUCUGACUUUGUGAAGCCAGAUGAAAGACUUAAUGACAUCGUUGGAAGUGCAUAUUAUGUUGCUCCUGAGGUGCUUCAUCGAUCUUAUGGCACUGAGGCAGAUAUGUGGAGUAUUGGAGUGAUUGCCUACAUUUUGCUUUGUGGGAGCCGUCCUUUCUGGGCGCGCACCGAAUCAGGAAUAUUUCGAGCUGUUUUGAAGGCAGAACCAAGUUUUGAUGAGGCUCCAUGGCCUACUCUCACUGCUGAAGCUAAAGACUUUGUAAAACGGCUGCUUAAUAAGGAUUACCGCAAGAGGAUGACUGCUGCACAGGCUCUCAGUCAUCCGUGGAUCCGCAAUUCUCAACAAGUGAAAAUACCUUUAGAUAUGCUAAUCUACAAGCUUAUGCGAGCUUAUAUCAGUUCGUCUUCACUGCGGAAGUCUGCUUUGAGGGCCCUAGCAAAGACAUUGACGGCAAAUCAACUCUUCUAUCUAAGAGAACAAUUUGAAUUGUUGGGUCCAAACAAGAAUGGUUAUAUCUCGUUGCAAAAUUUGAAAGCGACCUUGGUGAAGAAUUCUACAGAUGCAAUGAAGGAUUCUAGGGUUAUCGAUUUCGUUAACACGGUGUGCACUCUUCAGUACAGAAAAUUGGAUUUUGAAGAGUUUGCUGCAUCUGCCGUCAGUGUUUAUCAGAUGGAAGCUUUGGAAACCUGGGAACAGCAUGCACGGCGUGCAUACGAGCUAUUUGAUAAGGAGGGCAACCGGCCUAUUGUAAUCGAAGAGCUUGCAUCGGAACUUGGACUUGGUCCAUCAGUCCCUCUUCAUGUUGUACUCCAAGAUUGGAUCAGACAUGCCGAUGGAAAGCUCAGUUUCCUCGGAUUUAUUAAACUUUUACAUGGAGUUUCUUCACGAUCGAUCCCGAAAGCCUAAGAUAAAUUAUUCUUGCAUCAAUCAAUGAGAUCAAAUUGAUGGCUAAGCCAAAUCUCUGGAUGGUGUUUGUGUGUUGCGGUUUGAGGUGGUUGGAGGAUGUCUUGAAAAUCAGAAAAAGAGAAAAAAAAGGAAGCAACUGAAAGUAUUGUGUAAGAGGUAAAAAUGUUCCUGCUACUACUUCUACCCCUCCCCUUUGCCACGUCGGAUUGAUGUUGUACUGAAGCUGUGUAGAGGAAUGUACAGAUGAGGAUAGGAAAAUGAAUAUGGAAGGGCUAAAAAGAUUUUGAGACUGCUGUUUGUCAAAGUCUUGCAUUGUAGUAAUGCAUCUUUUGUCUCAAAUAAGACAUUUAACGUCUCACCCUUGGUCUCUCAUGUGUUAUGCUGCCAGUAUGCCACAGUUCUGAUCACAGAUUCAACUGUUUGCUGUUCA